UCAAUAUUGGUAAAGGAUGCAAAGCAAAGAACGGGAGAGUUGUUCACGUCAAGAACCAUAACGAUGGAUAUGUCGCUGGACAGAUCCUUGGAUGAAAUUAUUAAAGACAAAAGAAAAAGUAGUGUCUUUCGAAGAACAGGAAAAUCCGAUCGUCAGAAGAGAAUUACCAAAAGACGGGGAAAGAAACCAGUAAAAAGAUCUACUUAUCAGAAUCCUUCUAUAGACGAUGAACCAUGGCAGCAUGAUUUGAACCAGGAAGAUGACUCUUCUGGAAGCGUAAAAUAUAUUAGAAAAGGAAGGGAUAGAAACACUUCCUCUGAAUCUUUACACACGGUUAUUAUUGAAAAUUUACAUUAUGAACUAUCUGAAGAGAAUAUCAGGUCACUUCUGUCUGAUUUUCACCCUCAUUCUAUUGAAGUGGAUUACGAUCGAGCCGGUCGUUCUGAAGGAACCUGUCGUGCUUUCUUCUUUUCGAAAGGAGAAGCAUCAAAUGCUGUUAAUAGCUUAGAAGGUCGUUUUGUUAAUGAUCAGCCUAUUAAGCUAUAUUUGAAACCUCCCACGUCCCUGCUGGAUCGAAUUUCUUUUUCCGGUACCGAAGAUGCUGGUAAAGAAGCUCCAUCUAGGAAACUAAGACGUUCAAAUAAAAAACGAAAUUCCCAAGCUCAUUCCAUUUCUCAUGAAGAUCUCGAUCGAGAACUUGAUGCGUACGCUGCUUCCUACCAAGCUCCUGCAAGUUUUGAAGACAAGCAAGAAAACAGUUCUGAUAAUACAAGACUAGAAGGGGGCGUUAAAGGUGAUGGAGUAGCAUCUGUACAAGAUACGGAGGAUAUGCAACUUGAUGAUACGUGAACUGAGUACUGUAUUAAAGCCAAAAAAAAAGAAAAGGUCUUAAUGAAAUUUGUUUUUUUUUGUACAGUAACAUA
Molecule: messenger RNA, 923 nt
Organism: Schizosaccharomyces octosporus yFS286
Lineage: Eukaryota; Fungi; Ascomycota; Schizosaccharomycetes; Schizosaccharomycetales; Schizosaccharomycetaceae
Product: THO complex subunit
Exons: 5
Coding region: 64-849 (261 amino acids)
Biological process (GO): mRNA export from nucleus
Cellular component (GO): nucleus
Molecular function (GO): mRNA binding
Source: RefSeq, a predicted model, not a curated record